CAACCUCCUCCAUUUACAAAGCUAGAAUGUCCUGCUGCUCUGCUAAACCUGCCACCAAGCCGACUGCUACCACCAUCUCAGAUGAGGAGAUCGUCAAAGUUGUCACCGAGUCGUACGGCGCUCGUGCGCUAACGGCUGGGACCGAUCAAGAAUAUGCCCAGAGUGUCGCCUCUGCCUUUGGCUAUACGGCCGAGGAGCUCCAAGCUAUCCCUGCUGAAGCCAACAUGGGUUUGAGCUGCGGCAACCCCACGGGGAUCGCCAACCUCAAGGAGGGAGAACGUGUCCUCGAUCUCGGAUCCGGAGGAGGCAUCGAUAUCUUCCUCGCUGCAGCCAAGGUCGGGCCUACGGGUCAAGCAAUCGGGCUGGAUGGAUCCACCGAAAUGAUAGCCCUCGCUCGACGCAACGCAGCAUCCAAGAAGCUCACCCCACCCCGCGUCGCCUUCGUCCACGCCAACCUCGAGAAGGAGCUCCCCAUCGAGGACAACUCGAUCGACUGUGUCAUCUCCAACUGCGUAAUCAACCUCCUCCCCACAGCUGGGAAGAAGCAUAUCUUCAAGGAAGUCAGCCGUGUCUUGAAGCCUGGUGGAAGGGUCGUCAUCAGCGACUUGGUAGCCAAGAAACCUCUCCCGGAAAAGGUCAAGUCUGACCUUGUUGCGUAUGUCAAUUGCAUCGCUGGAGCGGUUACCGAAGAAGAGUAUCGCCAGCACAUGGCUGACGCCGGGUUCAAAGAUAUCCUCUUCGUGGACAAGAAGAGCGACUUGAGCAUCUACUUCCAGGAUGACAGGUCCGGUGGAUGCUGCACAGGCGUCGAGGACAAGAUCGACAGCAACCGUCCUCAGAAGCCCGAUAUUGACAUGGACGAGUGGAUAGCCUCCUGCGAAAUCUACGCGUUGAAGCCGAAGACCGAUGCAGAAGUCACCAUCCCAGAAACCUCCCUGAAGAGAUGGUGGGACGCCUACCCAGCAGUCCAGUCUACCCCUCCCUCAUUGACCAAUGAUGAAGUUGCCGCUCUCGUUCGAUCUGGGGACAAAGACUUCGUCGUAGUGGACGGAGGCCAUGUCAGAGGUAGCGAACAGUGGCCUGCGCAGACCUUCUACGACGAAUUACCUGCCUUGCACGAGAAGCACAAGGACACCAAGAAAGUCAUCUUCUAUUGCCAGAGCUCGAAUGGACGUGGUCCUCGAUGUGCUGGAUGGUACCAGGACUACUUGAACAAGCAAGGCGUGGACGGGUCAACAUCGCAGGCUUACGUCCUGCAAGGAGGGAUCAAGGGUUGGCUUGCCAAGUUCCAAGAUCAAGAAGACCUCGUCGACAGGGAUUAG
Molecule: messenger RNA, 1322 nt
Organism: Coprinopsis cinerea okayama7#130
Lineage: Eukaryota; Fungi; Basidiomycota; Agaricomycetes; Agaricales; Psathyrellaceae
Product: arsenite S-adenosylmethyltransferase
Exons: 9
Coding region: 27-1322 (431 amino acids)
Molecular function (GO): methyltransferase activity
Source: RefSeq, a predicted model, not a curated record